Molecule: messenger RNA, 3178 nt
Organism: Melopsittacus undulatus (budgerigar)
Lineage: Eukaryota; Metazoa; Chordata; Aves; Psittaciformes; Psittaculidae
Gene: SLC16A5
Product: solute carrier family 16 member 5
Exons: 4
Coding region: 206-1678 (490 amino acids)
Biological process (GO): monocarboxylic acid transport; transmembrane transport
Cellular component (GO): plasma membrane
Molecular function (GO): monocarboxylic acid transmembrane transporter activity
Source: RefSeq, a predicted model, not a curated record
GUGGAGAGAAUGAAGGGAGGUGCUAGGAGAAAUGCAGAGCAAGAGGUCUAAGGAGUCAGCCGCAAAGGUGUGGGACGCUCCGGUGCCUCUGAGCCUUGGGAAUACCAUCAGCUCUGCCCCGUAGGCCCCUUGGCUGGGCUGAGGGUUGUGUGGUAGCUGCCCUUCCCUCCCCAGCAGGCUGGCUUGGGAGGAGAAAGAAGCUGUCAUGUCCCAAGGAGGAGCAGGGGAACGCAAAGCUGCCAAGCCCCAGGACCAGGGCUGGGCAUGGAUGGUGCUGCUGGCUGCGGUGGUGCUGCAGGCGAUGACGCUGGGCUUCCCCCCCUGCAUUGGCAUCUUCUUCACGGACCUGCAGCGAGACUUCCAGGCCAGCAACAGUGAGACAUCGUGGUUCCCAUCCAUCAUGGUGGCUGUGCUGCACGGAGGAGGGCCCCUGUGCAGCAUCCUGGUGAAGCGCUUUGGCUGCAGGUUCGCGGUGAUGCUGGGGGGGCUGCUCAGCAGCGUGGGCAUGGUGUCCAGCUCCUUCUGCAGGUCCAUCAGCCAGCUGUACAUCACCGCUGGCUUCAUCACAGGCCUGGGGUCAUGUUUCAGCUUCCAGGCAGGAGUGACUGCACUGGGAUACUACUUUGUACGGUGGCGAACACUGGCCAACGCAAUGGCAUCCACCGGUGUCUCUCUGGGAUUCACACUGUGGCCACUGCUUUCUCAAUACCUGCUGGAUGAGAUGGGCUGGAGAAACACUUUCCUUAUCUUUGGAGGAAUACUACUGAACUGCUGUGUCUGUGGAGCCAUCAUGAGACCAGUUCAGCUCGCUUCAGGGUCACUGCUACAGUCACCCCAGCCUGGAGAGGAGCCGAGGAGAAGAGCAGAAGAGACACAGCUGUCCAAUGGAGCAUCUUCUCCCCAUCACGAGCUCCAGAAGCAAAGCAGAAGGACUGCAUGCUUCCAUGUACUGCAGAAGUACCUAGCUUUUGACAUCUUCUGUCAAAACAAAGGUUACCAGAUUUACACUAUUGGCGUGACCUGGAUGAUGAUGGGGUUUGCAUUACCCCAUAUCUACCUUGUGCCUUACGCCAUCCAGAACGGGGUGGAGGAGCGCAGGGCAGCCCUCCUCAUCUCUGUCAUUGGGUUCAUCAACAUCUUCAUCCGCCCCUUCACGGGGCUGCUCUCGGGACACAGGUUCUUCACAGGGAGACGAAUCUACCUGUUCAGCCUGGCCGUGCUCCUCUGUGGGCUGAGCAACUUCAUCUGCGUGGUCUCUGCUGAGUUCAGCGUGCUCAUCAUCUACUGCGUCAUCCUCAGCAUAGCCAUGAGCGGCAUCGGGGCGCUCACCUUCCAGGUGCUGAUGGACGUGGUGGAGAUGGACCGGUUCUCGAGCGCUCUGGGGCUCUUCACCAUCCUAGAGAGCAUCACGCUCCUCAUCGGACCCCCUCUCACAGGUCUCCUGGUAGACGUAACUAAUGACUUCCACUACGUCUUCUAUAACUCCAGCUUCUUCCUCAUAUCAGCUGCCUUAUUUAUGGCAUUCUCCUUCUGUGCUCUGGAAAAGAAAACCAAAUUGAAAGAGGCUUCCAAAGUACCUGGGGAUAAUCCUUCCAGGUAUCAGUACAGUGAAAUGCCAACUGAAUCACAGCCUGAGAGUCAGCCUCCUCCAGCAGUCGUGUACAUCACAAGCAUAUGAAAAGCAAGAAGACAAAUAAAGAGGAACACAAAGGAUUAUGUGGCCUGUACAAAGCUCCACAAGGCCCAGCACUGAUGGCAGAUGAGAAAACAAGUGGCUGCUUUCCACAGCUGCCGUCAUCCUUCUCUAUGGGGCCGUGUCAGACUCCAAGUGAGUGCUCUGGACCACGGGCUGAGCCCAGAACCCAGCGCCAGCCAAAGAGAUCAAGGACAAAGAGAACUGUGCUUCCCUAAAGCAAACCCUGGCAUAACAGCCAUGGUAACCAGCGCCGAGACACAAAAGCCGUGUCAGUUCAAUUGGUGUAAGUCAGUGCCUUUAAGUCACUGGAAUCUCACAUGCACAUUCCAGUGGGUAACACUGGAUAAUACGCAUUGAUGGCUAUGCACAAUGGUCAUUCCUCCACAAAGAAGUGUUAUUGCCUCAUCCGAACACGUGAUGUGGUGCAGAAUGCAGAGUUUCCUGGUUGCUUCCCAUGUUGUGGGUGGCAACUUCCACAGGAAGGCUGUUAUUAUUUUCCACAUCUCUAACUAUUACAUGGAAGCUGCUGCAAGCGCUGCAGAACUCAGCCAAGUCUCUAGUAAGGGCAAACAUUUUCUCCUAUGAGGCACAUACCCAAUGUCUUCAUGCCAAGGAUGUUUCCAAAGCCUCCAAGGUUCAGCUCCAGAGCAUCCAAAAGAACCAACCCAACCAACCUUAGAGCGCCUGUUGUUUGUAACCAGUAACAUCCCCAGUGCUUCUUGAUAUACCAGGAACAGGAUUUGUGGCUGGUCUAAAUACGCUUCUUUAUAGCAUGAACUGGGACCCAUUGCUGCAGGGGGGGGAGUGGUAUAGAACUAAGAACAAGUGUGUGCAUCCUUAGAGAGGGACACAUUCAAAGCCACUGCAGUAAGUGAAUUUGUAGUGCACAAAGCCUUUGUGUAAAUGAAUUUAGCUUAGACUCAUGACACCAGCGUUCUCUAAAUUACAGAGUGCUUGCACAAGCAUAACUACAUUUCGUAUAAGCACAAGAAUGACUUACAAAGGAAUCUGUUGGGAAAAGUAUAUUGGGAAAAGUCAAUGUCACUGACUUCCAUAUCCAUACAGCCUUGACUGUAAUAGCUCUUCUUGCUGCACUCCUGGGAAUGACACUGCAUCAGCCUCUAGCCUCCCUCAGCACCAGCUUGGGUUGCACAAUGUUUAUGUUCUCUAUCAUUCCUUAUCUGACAGGAGCAGAUAAUACAAUCACAAAACUGAUCAGGUUGGAAAAGACCUUUAAGAUCAUUUGAAUCCAACCAUUAACCCAGGACUGCCCAGUCCACCACUAACCCACACAUCUCAGUGCCACAGCUACACGUCAGUUAAAUCCUUCCAGGGAUGGUGGCUCCGUCCCUGCCCUGGGCAGCCUGUUCCAAUGAUUAACAACCCUUCCCAACCUAAACCUGUCCUGGUGCAGCUUGAGGCCGUUUCCUCUUGUCCCAUCCCUUGUUCCUUGGGAGCAGAGCCCAGCCCCUCCUGGCUCCA